GGAAGUUAAAGUUCAAGAACACACAGUGGAGUACACGUGAAAAUGGCAUCAGUUAGCAGGUUACUGUUAUCUUCGAUAACCCAAACAAGCCGGAUUGGUCUGUGUACAAGGGUUUCAGCAGGUCGUGUUCUUGGUACCAAUUGCGGCAAAUUUCCUGGAAAUGAAAAAACGUUCCACAACAGUGCUCCUCUACAUGCAGUUCGCGUUCAACAUGUAGCUCCUAACUUCCAGGCACCAGCUGUUGUAGAUGGACAAUUUAAGGAUAUCCAGUUGUCAGAUUUUAAAGGAAAAUAUUUAGUUCUAUUCUUCUAUCCAUUAGAUUUUACAUUUGUUUGUCCAACUGAAUUAAUAGCAUUCAGUGAAAACAUGGAUAAAUUUCAACAGUUAAAUACAGCCGUAGUUGGUGUUUCAACAGAUUCACAGUUCAGUCAUUUAGCUUGGAUUAAUACACCUAGAAAGACUGGUGGAUUAGGAGGAUUAAAAUACCCAUUAUUAUCUGAUUUUAAUAAACAGAUAUCUCGCGAUUAUGAUGUUUUACUAGAUAAAGAAGGUGUAGCAUUAAGAGGUUUAUUUAUAAUUGAUCCUAACAGUGUAGUGCGUCAGAUUACUGUUAAUGAUCUGCCUGUUGGACGAUCUGUAGAAGAAACUAUUCGAUUAAUUCAAGCUUUUCAGUUUGUUGAUAAACAUGGAGAAGUGUGUCCUGCUAAUUGGAAACCUGAAUCAGCCACCAUCAAACCCACACCAGACGGUUCAAAAGAAUAUUUUGAGAAAGUCAAUUAACGUUAAAUCUUCCAUAAAAAAAUUUUUUACACAAAAGUAUUAGAUAUCAAAAAGUAGAUGAUGAAAUCAUGAAGAUGUUACUAUAUUUGAGAAUAGUUUGAAUUUUUUUUUU
Molecule: messenger RNA, 892 nt
Organism: Patella vulgata (common limpet)
Lineage: Eukaryota; Metazoa; Mollusca; Gastropoda; Patellidae
Product: peroxiredoxin
Exons: 7
Coding region: 43-780 (245 amino acids)
Biological process (GO): hydrogen peroxide catabolic process; cell redox homeostasis; cellular response to stress
Cellular component (GO): mitochondrion; cytosol
Molecular function (GO): thioredoxin peroxidase activity
Source: RefSeq, a predicted model, not a curated record